Varanus komodoensis (Komodo dragon) is the source of this 810-nucleotide messenger RNA. RefSeq names its product proteinase-activated receptor 1-like. NCBI's taxonomy places the organism in Eukaryota, Metazoa, Chordata, Lepidosauria, Squamata, Varanidae. Gene Ontology annotation, cellular component: membrane. Gene Ontology annotation, biological process: positive regulation of Rho protein signal transduction; blood coagulation; positive regulation of blood coagulation. The coding region runs from base 1 to 810 and encodes 269 amino acids. The transcript is spliced from 2 exons. The record is from RefSeq and is a predicted model, not a curated record. Gene Ontology annotation, molecular function: thrombin-activated receptor activity.
AUGGCAAUCCUUAUAUUUGUGGUCAAAACAAAGCUCAACAAGCCAGCUGUAGUGUACAUGUUCAGCCUGGCAUCUGCUGAUGUUCUCUGUGUGAGUGUGCUUCCUUUGAAGAUAAUCUACCAUUACUCAGGAAACCACUGGGCAUUUGGACGUGAAGUGUGUGGUUGUGCCGUUGCUACUUUCUACUGCAAUAUGUAUUGCUCCAUACUGCUGAUGACGGUGAUAAGCAUCGACCGCUUCCUGGCAGUGGUAUACCCGAUGCAGUCUCUGUCAUGGCGUACUGUAAGGCGUGCCUCUGUGGUGAGUGCAGCCAUCUGGCUUGUAGCCAUAGCUGGGGUGAUACCUCUGCUUAUCAAUGACCUAACACAGGAAGUGCCUCAGUUAAACAUUACGACCUGUUACGAUGCGCUGCAGUUUUCUCUUGUUAAAAAGACCUUUCACUAUUACUACACUGCAUUAUCUGUGAUGUUCUUUUUCAUUCCAUUGUUAAUCUCUACCACCUGCUAUGUGUGCAUAAUACGGAAGCUUGCUGCAUCUAAUGUUGCUGGAAACCUGGGUAAGAAGAAGCAUGCCAUCCUCUUGACUUCAGCUGUCCUGUGCUCUUUUAUUGCUUGCUUUGGCCCAACACAUGUCAUGCUCCUGAUGCAAGAUUUUUGGCCAGAUGAACAACUGGAGCAUCUCUAUGUUGCUCAUUUAUUAUGUCUCUGUGCUGGUACCCUCAACUGCUGUAUCGACCCCUUGAUCUAUUAUUAUGCCUCCUCAGAAUUCCAAAAACAGUGCUGGAAUCUCCUGUGUUGUAGGCCUUCAUAG